AUGCGCACCCUCAUUGUUACUACUAUCGCAAUUACUACAAUUUUCGCUGCAUCGAUCCCCAAAACGUAUCACACAGAGCCACAUCGCGUUGACAAGAAAGACUCGAUUGAGCAAGAAAUCAGCGAAGCACUCAAGGAUAUCAAUGCAUCUCGUCACUUGAUUCAUAUGAAUAUGAAAGUGAACGACACGGACAAUGAGCUCCCGGCAAGCUUCUUCCGCGAUAUCGAGGACGCAUUCAGUGGAAUGUUCGAAGCGAUCCAGAACACAAAUGUGCCUUUCUUCAGCCAUGAACCAAUCUCUUCUGUCAAUGAGACUGCCAAUCAAACGACACAGGAUUUGUUGACUCGCACACGGAACGAACUCAAAGAGGACAUUGAUAUUCUUCAAUCCCGCAUCUCUCAUAUCCGUUCAGACAUCAACGAAUGGGUGAUCUCGAACGAACACCAGGACUUGAGAUCUAUGCUCAUUGGUGGACUUUCGGCUGUCGUCGUGCUUUGCUGCUAUUACUUUCUCUGCAAGUGCUGCCGCAGACGAUCUCGCCUCAAUCAUCUGUCUGCCUUCGUCAACGAGGGGUUCUCUGGAAAUCAAGGAGACACUGACAGCCUUCUCCCAACAACCAAGAACAGUAAGAGAGGCCGCCAUUUCCCAUCGAACAGUGACGAGGACAUCUAA
This is a messenger RNA of Caenorhabditis briggsae, 672 nucleotides long. Bases 1 to 672 code for a protein of 223 amino acids. The record is from RefSeq and is a predicted model, not a curated record. NCBI's taxonomy places the organism in Eukaryota, Metazoa, Nematoda, Chromadorea, Rhabditida, Rhabditidae. The transcript has 3 exons.